AAAAUCUCUCUUUCUCUCUCUCUCUUUCUCAGCUAAAACCAAAACAAUAUUCCUUAAAGAAUUUUUUCGAAUUUUUCUCUCAGAAAUCCUCAAUUAUGAGGCCAAUGAUCGAGAACCCAGAAUCAGAAUCUACUUUCUAGAUUCUUCCGAGGAACUGGAGAUAGCUAGUGUGAGGGGAGAGCGAUGUCGUCGCCGGACAUUGCCGGAAUAUUGGACAACUCGAAGGAGCUCGAUCGCUUGAGGAAAGAGCAGGAGGAGGUCCUGCUCGAGAUCAACAAGAUGCACAAGAAGCUGCAAGCCACUCCGGAGGUGGUUGAAAAGCCUGGUGAUAACUCUCUAUCAAGGCUUAAGAUGUUAUAUAUCCAAGCCAAAGAGCUUUCGGAGAGUGAAGUGACUGUUUCCACUCAAUUGUUAGGGCAACUGGAUGCUUUAUUGCCUUCUGGUACAGCUGGGCAACAUCGGAGAAGGAUAGAUGGUAGCGAGCAGAAGAAAAAGAGGAUGAAGGCUGAUUCAGAUGUCUCCAGACUCUCUCCUUCCAUGCGAAAUCAUCUAGAGUCUCUUGCAAAUUUGAAGGGUGAACAAGUAGCAGCAAGGGUAACUCAGGAGGAUGCUGGAAAGGAUGAAUGGUUUGUGGUUAAAGUAAUCCAUUUUGACAAGGAAACAAGAGAGUUUGAGGUCCUGGAUGAGGAACCAGGUGAUGAUGAGGAGGGCAGUGGACAGAGAAAAUACAAACUGCCUAUGUCACAUAUUAUACCAUUUCCCAAGCGGACCGAUCUCUCUAGUGUCCCGGAUUUUCCUCCUGGGAAACAUGUUUUGGCAGUGUAUCCAGAAACCACCGCACUAUAUAAAGCAACAGUCGUCCAAGCUCGCAAGAGGAAGACUGACGAUUACAUUUUGGAGUUUGACGAUGAUGAAGAGGAUGGAUCUUUGCCUCAGCGGUCGGUACCCUUCCACAGGGUUGUUCCUCUUCCAGAAGGAUAUCGUCAGUGAUCCUAUCCUGUUAAUAUCUGUAAAGACACGACAAAUGUGCCUAAUGCAUGUAUUUAAUUCUAUUACAGACAAGAAUUUCUGACAGUUCUAAUCCGUGGUGUUGCUAGUGCAAUAGAUUGACUUCUCAUGUGACUAAACAGGUGAUGAUGUAUAUAAAAAGGUUUUUAUGUA
Sesamum indicum (sesame) is the source of this 1161-nucleotide messenger RNA. RefSeq names its product SAGA-associated factor 29 homolog A. Lineage: Eukaryota; Viridiplantae; Streptophyta; Magnoliopsida; Lamiales; Pedaliaceae. Gene Ontology annotation, cellular component: SAGA complex. The record is from RefSeq and is a predicted model, not a curated record.